CCAUUUUCACCCUAUUGGCACCGCCGUCUUGACAACAUGGGCAAGAAAAAGCAGGAGAUGUCGCAGGUGUAUAACAAUUCCAACAACGAGUUCAUUUUCGGCGAAAAUGGUGGAAAAGGCAAACAUCUAUCAUCCUUCCUCAAGAACCUCUCCUUGACAGGCACAUCCUCCACAUCUUCUGUCCAUAGUGCGAACACAGACAAUAUCCACGAGAUCAACAGCAACAUCUACGGAACGUUGGGCUACUCUAGCUCCAAAGUCAGCUCCAACCAGAGCAACAGUGGACCUCCUCCAAAGCGAUCUGUUUCGUACAAAGACCUAGACGACGACUGGGACGCCGACAUCGACGUUUCCACAGACAGUGUAGUUAGAAGGUCGCCCGACAACAGAAAUCUCAGUCGAGUGACCAAAGUAGAGUCGAAUACGUCGUCACGGUCUUCUUUCAAUCUCCAGCCAUCUCCCAUGCUCGACUCAUUGUAUCCUGACUUGACCCUUCCAGCCACAAACUCUUCCGUAAACUUAAACUCUCAAAAGCCAACAAACGAAGAGUCGCUUGAUGUGGAGGACUACCGCACCACCAUGGAGAUCAACCGGUUGAACCAGAUCAGCUCGAGAAACAAUAAGUUCCGUAACAUCCUUAUUUCCGACUCCAUCGUCAACCUCCAGGAUCUUCGUAAACUAGCCUGGAACGGCAUACCCUCAGAAUUGAGAGCCUUGACGUGGCAAAUCCUCUUAGGAUAUUUGCCGACUAACAGAGCUCGUCAGGCCUCUACCUUGAAACGUAAAAGACAAGAAUAUCUCGAAGGGCUCAAUGCAUCUACCAUAGAUUUUGAAGAUACAGCUCCAUCUAACAGCUCUUCAUUGUAUCAUCAAAUCAAAAUUGAUGUCCGUAGAACAAAUCAGAGCAUCAAGCUCUAUGGCUAUCCUGAGACCCAACAAUCAUUACGGAAAUUAUUGUAUCUCUGGGCUGUAAGACACCCUGCCAGUGGAUACGUCCAGGGAAUCAACGACUUAUGUACGCCGUUUUUUCAGAUCUUCUUGUUGAACUACAUCUGGCAACUUCAACAAAGAGUACUCUCCAUCCUAGAAGCGGACACAUAUUGGUGCCUCUCUCGUUUACUAGAAAACAUUACAGAUAAUUACAUUCACGAACAGCCAGGCAUCAUUAGACAAGUCGGUGACUUACGUAACUUGAUUUCCAAGAUUGAUUUGGAAUUGUUGAACCACUUGGAUCAUGAAGGAGUCGAAUUCUUACAGUUCUCCUUUAGAUGGAUGAACUGUUUGUUGAUGAGAGAAUUAUCUAUCUCACUUAUCGUAAGAAUGUGGGAUACCUACCUCAGUGAGACACCGUUGGGGUUCAACAACUUUCAUGUCUACGUCUGUGCUGCAUUUUUAAUCAAGUUCAGCAACGAUCUCAAAGAAAAGGAUUUUCAGGAGAUCUUGUUGUUCCUCCAGAAUCCACCCACUGGACACUGGAAGGAAAAGGACAUUGAGCUCAUGUUGAGUGAAGCAUUCAUCUGGCAGAGCUUGUAUAAGAAUGCAAGUGCCCAUCUUCGUUAG
Molecule: messenger RNA, 1560 nt
Organism: Scheffersomyces stipitis CBS 6054
Lineage: Eukaryota; Fungi; Ascomycota; Pichiomycetes; Serinales; Debaryomycetaceae
Gene: GYP1
Product: Gyp1p
Exons: 5
Coding region: 37-1560 (507 amino acids)
Biological process (GO): activation of GTPase activity
Cellular component (GO): Golgi apparatus
Molecular function (GO): GTPase activator activity
Source: RefSeq, a predicted model, not a curated record